UAUCAGCUGAUAUAUUGCGUUGUAAAGGACUUCAAAGGUGUGUGCAUAUUGCACGGAAAAAUGGAACAGGAUAUAAUAACAAUGACCUGUACUGUGGAGAACUCGGGGGAUGGCUGUAUAACUGACCCAAUUAACACCCUCAGUCCGUUAGGAGAUACAGACAAAAACGAUGUGAUGCAGACCUCCCAGACUGCUUAUCUUAUAACAGACACCAAUGGCAUUGUUCUACUAGAAACACAGAGAGGCAACAUGUUCCUGUCAGUUUCCAAUGAGAUGAGUAAUCUGAACUACACAGGGAUUUCUACCAGUCCUGAGCUACAAGGGAGACAACUCCUUACAACUCCAGCAACAGGAUCACUGCUGACGGGGGUCUCACAGGAGGGGAUGGUGGACCCCCAGGGGGUGGGGGUGUUACUGGGGGUACAGACAGAUGUGGGGGAGGCACUGGACAGCACCGACAUCUCAGACACGGCCACAGAACAACUACUGGACACCACUGACCACAUCUCAGUGUCUCCAACAGACAAACAGACAGAUAAGCCACCUGAACAGAAGAAAAGAGGAGGGUGGCCGAAAGGAAAGAGACGUAAAAAUGUCCCAAAUGUCAAUGCUCCAAAGGCACCACUUACAGGGUAUGUUAUGUAUGCCAUUGAGAGAAGACAAGAGAUUAAAGAAAGCAAUCCAGAGUUAUCUUUUCCUGAAGUCACAAAAAUUCUAGGAAAUGAGUGGUCCACAUUAGAAAGUGAAAAGAAACAGAAAUACCUACUGGCAGCACAGGAAGAUAAGAAGCGAUACAUGGAACAGUUAAAAGACUUCCAGCAAUCAGACGCUUACCAGAACGCCAUAAAGAAAAAGAAAGGAAAAGGGUUCCCUUCAGGACAAGAAGUUGAUGAAACAUUCCAUUAUACCAUGGAUGAGGAGGAGGGUAGUAUGAAUGAGCUAUACUGCCGCGUCUGUGACCAGUAUUUCAGUUCGUUUCACAACAAGAAGGAGCACAUGUUUGGUAGGCAGCACCUACAGAACAUCACGGGAGAAAUACAGAAAGACAUGCAACUGCAGGCGGAGCAGGAGUCAAGAGAUCUUGCCGAGUCAUCGUUAGUUUCUAGUCACCUAGGCAACGAGAACAGCCAAUCAGGCGAUGGCAUCAGUGAUUCACACCCCGACCUCAUGGAGAGGACUUCACCUGUAGACGUCCAAGGAUUCAUUAAUGGAUUUCUACAGGAAAACUUAGAUAGAGAAUUUGAAAUAAAACAGAUACGACGGCAUCUGAAGCUGACUCAAGAAGAAAACAACUUCCUAAUAAAACAGAUUAAUGAAUUAAAGCAUUACCAAACCAAAUUAGAAGAAGAGCUCACACAUUAUAAAGCUAUCAAUGCUUCUUUAAACAGUCAGAUAGACAAUUUAAAAAUGGUGAACACACUGUUUGGUGUAAUUAACUUUGAAGUAUGACCUUUAGCUUGUUCUUUCAUGGCUGUGAUAUGUUGUUUUCUGUAACCUAAUAAAAGAUAAAGUAUUUGUAACC
Molecule: messenger RNA, 1522 nt
Organism: Saccostrea cuccullata (small rock oyster)
Lineage: Eukaryota; Metazoa; Mollusca; Bivalvia; Ostreida; Ostreidae
Exons: 11
Coding region: 61-1449 (462 amino acids)
Biological process (GO): regulation of gene expression
Cellular component (GO): nucleus
Source: RefSeq, a predicted model, not a curated record